This is a messenger RNA of Lacerta agilis (Sand lizard), 4148 nucleotides long. It is a transcript of the gene IL6ST, whose product is annotated as interleukin 6 signal transducer. Lineage: Eukaryota; Metazoa; Chordata; Lepidosauria; Squamata; Lacertidae. Gene Ontology annotation, biological process: cytokine-mediated signaling pathway. Gene Ontology annotation, cellular component: signaling receptor complex; external side of plasma membrane; membrane. The record is from RefSeq and is a predicted model, not a curated record. The coding region runs from base 126 to 2843 and encodes 905 amino acids. The transcript has 16 exons. Gene Ontology annotation, molecular function: cytokine binding; cytokine receptor activity.
AAGCGGCGUACCGCAGUUGAUAAGGUGUGCGCGGCAGCGGCGGCGGUUCGUGAGGCGUCUGGCGGGGACGGCGAUGGUCCGAGGCCUGUGGGAGUAGCACGCCCGGAGGAGAGACUUGGUUCAAGAUGUUUUCAAAAUGGAGUUGGUUACUGCAAGCUGUGUGUACUCUGCUGAGCAUUUACUCCUUUGGAGUUUCAGAUGGAUUUGUGAUACCAUGUGGCUAUAUAACUCCAGAGUCUCCUGUAGUAUCCCUUGAGUCCAGCUUUACAGCAUACUGCAUUCUUAGUGACUAUUGUCCAGAUUAUGGCAACCUUCGUGCUGAUAAAGUUAUCUGGAGAAUUAAAACUGAAGUUGUUCCUAAAGAACACUAUAGCAUAAUAAAUGGAACUGUUUCAAGUGUAACAUUCAAUGACACGUCUAUAUUGGCUUCUCCUCUGACUUGUAACGUCUUAGUGACGGGAAAUAUUGAGCAGAACAUCUAUGGAAUUCAAGUUGCCUUGGGCUUUUCUCCAGACAAGCCUGAGAAUUUGAGUUGCAUUGUGCAUCAGACAGGAAUAAAGAAAUAUUAUCAAACUUGUACUUGGGAGCCUGGAAGAUACACAUUUCUGGACACCAAUUAUACUUUGAAAUCUCGGUGGCCAAACGAAGUGUUUCCUGACUGCCUGGGUGCCAAUAAUUCUUGUACCAGUACUUCGGUUGUAUUUUUUGUCAACUUGGAAGUGUGGGUAGAAGCAAAGAAUGCUCUUGGGGUAGUUGAAUCUGACCACAUUGUGUUUGAUCCUAUAAAACAUGUAAAACCGCUGCCACCAUGCAAUCUGUCCCUCAACUCAGGAGAAUUUCCCAGAGUCCUAAAGCUAUCAUGGGAAAACCUAUUUGAUGAAGCACCACUGGAGCUGAGAUUUCAAAUUCGAUACAAGAUCAUUGACAGUAUAAACUGGAUUCAGGUUCCUCUUGAAGACACAGCAACACAGAGAGAUACCUUCUUCAUUCAAGAGCUCAGACCAAACACAAAAUAUGUGUUCCAGCUGCGUUGUGCAACUAGUUGGGGAGAGCACUGGAGUGACUGGAGUAAAGAAGUAGUUGGGUUCACAGCUGAAGAUAGACCAUCUAAAGGACCAGAUCUGUGGAGGAAGAUUAGUCCUGUUCACUCACCAGAAAACUGGACUCUGGUGCUGAUCUGGAAGGAGUUAAAUCCUUCUGAAGCUAAUGGAAUAAUUUUGAAAUAUGAUGUAUCUAUCUUGGGAAAGCCACCACUUCAUUUUCAACAGCAAUUCUACAGUCUGAACACCACACAGCUGACUCUAAAUGUAGAAAAUGGGACAUAUGAAGUGAGAAUUAAAGCAUCAAACAGUGUGGGUGAAUCUCCUGCAUCAGUUUUGCUGAUCCCAGCAACUAACUCAAGAGCUCCUGUGAAAAAUCUUACAGCAUUUCCUAAAGAUGGCAAGCUCUGGGUAGAGUGGACAGUUCCUAAAACUGAUGUUAAUAGAUACAUAAUUGAAUGGUAUGAAGAGUGUGACAAUUUGACAUGUGCUACUGAAUGGCAACAGGAAUCUGGAACGAAAAAUCGCACAUUUUUAAGAGGAGACAUAAAGCCACGGAAAAGCUAUAAAAUAAGUGUGUAUCCAUUAUAUUCAAAUGGUCAAGGAGAAGAAAGAUCAAUACAAGCAUACCUUCAAGAAGAUGCACCUGCUGUAGGUCCCACUGUUCGCACAGCAAAAGUUGGAAAAACUGACGCCCUUAUUGAAUGGCAACCUCUUUCAGUAGAAGAACAGAAUGGAUUUAUCAAAUACUACAAUAUAAUUUACAAAACAGCUACUGGAAAUGAAACGGUUGUGUUUGUGGACCCUUCUAAAACGGAAUACCCACUGUCGUCCUUAUCAAGUGACACUUUAUAUAUGGUGCAGGUAGCAGCAUACACAAAAAAUGGAGGGAAAAGGGGUCCUGCUUUUACAUUUACUACAAAGAAAUUUGCGGAAGGAGAAAUUGAAGCAAUUGUUGUCCCUGUGUGCCUAGCAAUCCUGCUAUUUACUCUUUUAGGUGUAUUAUUUUGCUUCAACAAACGAGAUAGCAUCAAGAAGCACAUCUGGCCUAACGUGCCUGAUCCUUCUAAGAGUGUUAUUGCCCAGUGGUCACCACAAACGCCAUCAAAGCAUUUUCAUCAUUCCAAAGAUCAGAUAUAUCCAGAAGGCAGCUUUACUGAUGUCAGUGUGGUUGAAAUUGACAAGCCAUUUUCUGAACAGGAUCCUAAGCCUUUUGACUUGCUUAGAAAGGAGAAAAAUGCCUCAGAAGGGCACAGCAGUGGUAUUGGGGGGUCGUCCUGCAUGUCUUCUCCUCGGCAAAGCGUUUCUGACAGCGAUGAAGGCGAACCUGCUCAAAAUACUUCUAGCACUGUCCAGUAUUCGACUGUUGUACCCAAUGGCUACCGGGACCAGAUACCUUCAGUCCAAGUCUUUUCAAGGUCUGAGUCAACGCAACCUCUACUGGACUCGGAGGAGAGGCCCGAAGAUCCGCCAGUGCUGAGAAGUGACAACUCAACACCAAGACAUCGCUAUUUCAAACAGAAUUGUAAUAACGAUGAUACAGUCAUGGAUGAGCCUCAUUUGGAUGGGGUAAAACAGAUUUCUCCAAUAAAUGAGGAAGAUGCUGCUGGACCUCAGACUUUGCAAAUGUGUAGCUCUGGCCCAGAUGAACAUGAUGUUGCCUUAGCAGGUGCUUUCCACCCAAGCACUGAAGGACUAGCUGCACAGUUUGAAACAAUGAGAACAAAUGCAGUGACAGAGGAUGAGGUCCCAAAGUGUUACUUACCACAGACUGUAAAGCAGGGUGGUUAUAUGCCCCAGUGAAGAGACACUGCCACCAGUAGAUACUGUUACAUUAUUGGUUCUGAUAAGUUAAACUGUUUUUUAAAUCUUGCUUCUGCUGAACAAUUCAGGUUCAUUUAUAGAAGAAAACGUGGACAACAUGGGUUUGCGGACUUUGAUUUAAGUUGGAAGUUUCCACCCAUUCUUACAGAAAUAUUCCUUCAAGCACUACAUGUCACUCAACUUUUCAGGCAAAUUAGUUGUCAUUCUGUUUUCUUCUGGGGCAUCACACUUCUUUUAACGUAAAAUGGAACACACCUCGUUUUGUUAGAGGUGAAGGCAUAGAGAUGGAGACUGACUGUGAAUACCUUCUUACAGGAUGAAGAGAUUAGUGUACUAUAUUAUGAAUGUGCUCUUUUCAUCAACUUUGUUGUCAACUUUGUAAAAGUACAGUGUUUUAUAUUGGAACAACUGUGCUUUAAAAAUAAUCUGGAGACCAAAUCUGUGGCCAAAUUUAUGGCAGAAUCAAAACAUUAGAUGGCAUCUAAUGUUCCCAGAUUAAUGGACCAGAAACACCUUGUUUGGAAAUGUGCCCUCCUUGCCAGUCAAAAACUACAAGCCAGUGGAGUGAGAUAUUUAUAUGAAUCAUGACCAUCAAAAUGCUAUUAAUGUCAAAUGCCAGUAUUUCAUACCCUUCCUGUCUUGCAAAUUGAGCCAAAUCUACUGCCGUUUAAACAUUUUUAGAACUCAUACCUGUGCACUUAUUGCACUUAACACUUUUUUGCUUUUUACCAGAAUAGGCUUGGGUGAAGUAAACAUUUAAUAAUAGAUAAUGUAGUUAUACAGUAAGUGUGUUUUUAAUGGGGAAAGUCCACUGCUCUUUGACUGCCAAUGCCAGGUUCUAGUAUUCCCUGCUGCCAUUAUUAAUUCGUAGAACAGAACAAGAAAACUGCAUAGUCAUGGCGGACCCACAAAGACAUCUUGAAGAACAGCAAUAUUGGCACUCUGCAUGGAGGGUUUUCUCUUUCGCCAAUGAAUAAAUCUGGAAACAUUUCUUGCAGAUUCUAUUUGUAUUUAAUAUAAAAUCAUUAAGUUGAGACUGAUUUUUGAAGCAAUCCAAAAACACUACAAUUGUUUUAACAAGAAAUAAAAGUUAAUUUGAUUCUUCCUCAACAAUUUAACUAUGGUAGUGAUUGUGUUUUGAAAUCUCAGUGGCUUUUACUUUGUAAGCUCUUGCACUGUAAUUGGUGGCUAUGAAGAUCAGCUAGCCAGUCUAUAAGAAUGAAUAGCUGUAAAACACAUUUUAAUCUUUUAAGGGUUUCUUCUAUAAAAACAAUUCUGAUUACA